AAAGGUCAGCGGUGGCGGAGUACAGACGACACAAUAUCAUUAAGAUAUACCCACCAAUAUCACAAACGUCAUUACGUCGAUUUUGUGAUUGUGAGAGAAGUGACUGAUUUAUGUUUAAAUUUUACAAUUGAUUUCUCCGACUGCUUUCUCAAGAUUUUAAGGUCAAUCCCGUUGCUACAAGGACCAAAACUCAAAAGUCAAAGGAAGUCCAAAUUGCUUAGCCAUUGCGAGGGGAAAAUUAUUGUUUGUAUACAAAAUCCUUGUGGUACGAAACAAAAUAUCAAAAGGCAUAGCAUAAUCAGGCAAAAUAUAACUUAUAUUGUUUUAAAAAGUAUGUGCCUUAGUUGAGUAAUAUGGACGAAUUUGCGCGCAAUUGCUAAUUUUAAUAAAAGUUGAUUGUUUGUUGUUGUUCUAAUUUUUGUACAAUAUGGUUUGCGACGGGCCUGAUCCUCCGGAGAACAACCCGCACGAGCUUGUUCCGCCUCCUAGGAAUGAAUUGAUAAUGAACGGUAAUCAAGGCGAUGAUAGUGAUGAAGACCAUGAAUAUUUUGGGUACGAACCUCUGGCACAAGGCCCGGAGUUAGCUCUUUCAGAUCACGACAGUGAAGAUGAUACUGAGAAUCCUGAAACACCCCCAGGGGAUGUGCCAAACAUAGAGACAAUGGAUAACAUAUUAACGAGAGAAGUUUGGAACACACCUCGGCAUACAGAUGCUAUACAGAUGGAUAAUGAGAGAGCACAACAGGUGAUGAGGGCAAUGGAGAAUUUUGCUUUACCCCAGGGUUCUAUACCAGAAUGGGCUCAAAGCAUUUCAGAAGAACAAUGGAAACAAACACUUAACGAAAGAAUUGAAAAAAUAAAAAGCAAUAGAUAAAAUAGUAAUAUAGUUUAAUGAUAAGAAAACAUUAACAAAAUGUUAUAUAUACUUUAAAAAUCUUAUACAACCUGUCUAUCAUACAAAGUCAGUAUAUUAAAGCUUAUAUUGUUGCAUUAAUAGAAUUCAAUUUGAGUGGCAUUUGGUGUAAAAUUGUUAUUAUUAAAUCAAUACUUAGUAUUUUGAAAGAAACAGUUAAAAUAAUGUUAUUCACUAGUUUGUACAGUUGAAUGUACAUCAGUGGCAGCAACCUUAUUGCUAAGUGGUAAGGUUCAUUGUUCUUUGUUAAUUUACUUAGUUUCUAAGCAGAAAAACAUAUUGGACAUUUUGUAGCCACUGUUGUGCAAUCCAAAGUCUUACAUUAACCUUAUUAAAUAAGUUUAUGCUAUUGUUACUGUUGGAUCAAAUAUAACAGCACUAAAGGUCACCAA
Messenger RNA from Trichoplusia ni (cabbage looper), 1305 nucleotides. Its product is annotated as male-enhanced antigen 1. The coding region runs from base 428 to 874 and encodes 148 amino acids. Gene Ontology annotation, biological process: spermatogenesis. The record is from RefSeq and is a predicted model, not a curated record. Lineage: Eukaryota; Metazoa; Arthropoda; Insecta; Lepidoptera; Noctuidae. The transcript is spliced from 3 exons.